Emiliania huxleyi CCMP1516 is the source of this 1101-nucleotide messenger RNA. RefSeq lists its product as hypothetical. The record is from RefSeq and is a predicted model, not a curated record. The transcript is spliced from 3 exons. NCBI's taxonomy places the organism in Eukaryota, Haptophyta, Isochrysidales, Noelaerhabdaceae. Bases 1 to 1101 code for a protein of 366 amino acids.
AUGUUGGCGCCGCUGCAGACCCAGUUGACCACGCAGGGUGCGGAGAUCGAGCGGCUGCAGGCCCAGCGCGUGGGCGCCGCGCCGCCAAGCAAUGCGGAGGUGCGAGAGAUGGCCAGCCGGGUCGCUUCUGCAUCGUGCAAGCGGCUGGCUAAGGCGAGUGCGAUCGAGCCAGUAGAGGUAGCGGAAGCUUCGAGCGAGGAUAAGGCUGUCGAGGAGGAGGUAGCGCGAGCGAUGCAGCAAGGCAAUGGCCUCGUGCAGGCGACGCUUGAGCACCUCGAGACGGCUGAGCGGUCGUGGGAUAGGUUCGUCGAGCUGGGCGGCGAGGUGAUUGACGGGUAUCCGAGCGAGGUGCAGGUGGUCAAGCGUCUGCUCGACGCAACGACCGAGAUCACGCGGCUCAACAACCAGCUUGUGCAAUUGAGGCAUCUGCAAGACCGCGAGCGCGAGGACCACGCAACGUCGCAACGCCAGCUCGCAGAGCAGCUUGUCCAAGCGACAGAUCUCAACGAUGUCUACCAGGCCAAUACAUCAGCACUCACGAUGCGGCUGCGCGAGGCGGCCUUGAUGUCGGAGCAUGCAACUACGAUGCCGGUGGGCUCACCAGUCGCCGCCGAGAAUGUUGGAAGGCACACAGUCGUUGAAGGAGACGCCGUGGACACAGCGGCGGCCGUAGCAACGCAGCAGCCACAGCCGCAGCGUCGCGUCUUUCUGGACGAUGACGACGAGACCGAAGACGAGGACCCAGACGUGGACGAGACUGACGACGAGGAGGACAUGGGAGCAGCUGGAGCGGGCGAGGCAGCGACAGCGACCAGCCCGGCAGCUACGACGGCAGAUCCCUGGGCGCGACAGCUGCGGUCCAACACAAGGGCCGCGACUUCGUCAUCGUCGACAGUGGCCGACACCGAGGCGGAGGAGGUGGCCUCCGCGGAGGUCGCGGUUGAGGCAGACGAGCGCGAUACGGCGAUGCUCACCAGGUACGGCGUGCUCCGUGGCGGAUGCUCCAGGUGCCGUGGCGGCGGGAAGAAGCGGCGGUGCCCUGAGUCCUGCUACGUCUCUGGGGCACGCAAGUUUGUUCGACUCAUGGUGGAGCUCGAUUGA